AUGGCGUCCGUGGUACAGUCAAUGCCUGUAGAUGUCCUCACACAGAUAUUUACGGGACUCAAGAGCAGAAAUGCAGAUACGCGAAUACAAUCUGCUUUGGAACUGAAGCGUUUCGUUUCAACGGCGGUUGCGGAAAUGACCUCGGACGCCGCAGCCAAACUUUGGGAUGACAACAUCAAUCGCAGGCUCUUCGAGUUGACCCAUAGUCAAAGCAGUGUUGAAGCGUUUGGAGGAUUACUGGCCAUCGGUAUGAUAGACCAGGAAGAAACGAUAGAGUCUAAGAGGAAUCUGUUUCGAUUCUACAAUUACGUCAAGCACCUCUUGCCAAAUCAUGAUGUCAAUCUCAUGUUGGCAGCGUCAAAGAUCCUUGGUGAAAUUGCGCGGAUUGGCGGCGCUGCGUUUGGGGAACGUUUCAUGGACUUUGAGGUUCCGGCUGCUAUUGAGUUGAUGCAACCAGACAAACAGGAAUCGCCGAGGUACGCGGGUGUCCUUAUUCUCAAGGAACUCGCACGCAACAGCCAGACGUACUUUCAUUCGCACAUUGGCAUCGUAUUUGAAAAUAUUCUGGUGCCUUUGCGUGACCAACGCGUCAUUGUCCGAGAGGGUGCUGCGGAACUGCUGGCAGCGUGUCUAGAAAUUGUGACGAUAAGGGAGCGACAGGCUCGGAGCCCUUACUUGUCAAAGAUACUACAAGAUGCGCAAACGGGUCUCAAGCAAUCACAACCUGAAAUCAUUCAUGGCUCGUUGCUUGCUUAUCGCGAGUUGUUGCUCCACGCUGGAAUGUUCAUGAAGGAGAACUUUCUGGAUACCGCUGAACAAAUUCUCCGCUUCAAGGCACAUCGAGAUUUACUCGUUCGAAAGAUGGUCAUCACAAUUAUACCAACUCUCGCGGCCUACGACACACAGACGUUCACCGAACACUUCUUACACAAAGCCAUGGCACAUCUUCUUACACAACUUGACAAGCCAAACGAACGGUCCUGGGCAUUUAUCGCGAUAGGACACACUGCGACUGCUGUUACCAGCGACAUGAAACCCUUUUUGGACUCGAUUAUGGCGCACAUUAGGCAAGGGCUACAAGGUCAAGGACGUAAAAAUGCGCCCUCUGAAGAACCCAUCUUCCAAUGUGUGGGAAUGCUUGCAUCGGCAGUUGGACCGAAUCUAACCAAAUUAUUGCACGACCAACUUGAUCUUAUGUUGGCAUGUGGUUUGAGUGAACCUCUCGUCCAAGCUCUCGUUGCUAUAGCAAAAUUCAUCCCACCACUUCUCAAGACCAUACAAGAUCGCCUACUGGAUGUUCUUUCCAUGAUUCUUAGUGGGCAGCCUUACAAACCACUAGGGGCUCCUCCGUCGCUCGCAAGGAACGAUCUCGGUGUAAUAACACGAGAUUUAAAUGCUACACAGAUUUCUCCCAAUGACAAGAACCCAGAGAUGAUAACCCUGGCUCUGAAGACUUUGGGAGAGUUUGACUUCAGUGGCCACAUUUUGAAUGAAUUUGUUCGAACAUGUGCAUUACCGUAUCUGGAAGACGAUAACCCGGAAGUCCGAUGCACAGCGGCGCACACUUGUUGCAUUCUGUUUGUUAGGGAUCCUAUCUGCUUCCAAGCAAGUAGCCAUGCCAUCGAGGUCAUCAGCGACGUCUUGGACAAAUUGCUUACCGUGGGGAUUGCUGAUCCAGAUUCUCAGAUACGGUAUACGGUAUUAACGAAUCUGCACGAGCGCUUUGACAAGCACCUAGCUCAAGCGGAAAACGUUCGAUCACUAUUUAUCGCCUUGAAUGAUGAAAUGUUCGAGAAUCGUAUCGCGGCCGUCUCUCUUAUCGGCCGUCUAGCAAAGCACAAUCCAGCAUAUGUCAUGCCUUCCCUUCGAAAAGCGCUGAUUCAAUUACUAACCGAGCUUGAAUAUUCAACUGUGAUGCGCAAUCGCGAGGACUGUACCCGGCUCCUGACGCUCUUGGUUAGCGCCACCCAGCGACUUAUCAAACCUUAUGCCCUUCCGAUGUUACGCGUACUCCUUCAGAAGGCCAAUGACACGAAUCCCACUGUUGCUGCCAACGUCUUGAUGUGCCUUGGCGAACUGGCUUGUGUAGGAGGGGAGGAUGCAAUGCCUCACGUCCCAGAACUCAUGCAAGUAAUCAUUGCGAGAUUGUCUGACCCAUCCUUGGUUAAACGAGAUGCUGCCCUCCAUACCCUUGGUCAAGUUUGCUCGAGCACCGGUUAUGUCAUAGCCCCGCUCGUGGAUUACCCUCAAUUGUUACCUCUCCUCGGAAGGAUUCUAAGGACCGAAACGACACAGCUGAUUCGACGAGAAGUGAUAAAAGUUCUCGGAAUACUCGGGGCACUUGACCCUUACAGGCGAAAGAGCAAACCCGAAGAAGAAGCGGCAUCAAGCGAAACUGCUGUGGCGGCUGUAAAUCAAGUUCCAGUAACUCAGCAUACGACUUCGUCAGGGGCGGACGACUACUUCCAGACCGUAGUUAUCACCGCCUUGCUAGCUAUCCUUAAGGAUCAAGCCCUCAGUAGUCACCACCACACCGUCAUCGAGGCUAUCAUGUCGAUUUUCAAAACCCAGGGAUUGAAAUGUGUAACUUUUUUGCCGCAGAUUAUCCCAGCAUUUGCCGCCGUUACGCGCAGUUCUACUGCUCGACUACAGGAGUUUCAUCUACAACAGCUUGCAAUUCUGGUUAGCAUCAUCAAACAGCAUGUUCGCAAUUAUAUGCCCGAAGUGUUCAGCCUGAUCACUGAGUUAUGGGAAAAUGUCACCCUACAACUUCCGAUUGUCUCCUUGAUCGAGGCGUUGGGGAAGGCUCUCGACGCUGAAUUUAAACCAUUUCUACCAACGAUCUUGCCAUUAAUUCUCAAAGUCUUUGAUGGCGAGCUCAACGAGAAGAGGAUGAGCACACAAAUCAAAAUCUUCGACGCCUUUCUUACAUUUGGAGCGAACAUUGAAGAGUACCUCCACUUGGUCAUUCCAAUCAUUGUCAAAUCGUACGAAAGGACGGAUUGCACCACAGCAUUGCGGAAGAGAGCUAUUCAAACAAUAGAGGGGUUAUCCAGGCGAGUAAACUUUUCCGAUCAUGCAUCACGCAUCAUCCAUCCAUUGGUUCGCGUUCUGGAGGGAUCAAAUAAUGAAUUGCGCAUGGCGGUGAUGGAUACUCUGUGUUCGUUGGUGGUCCAACUAGGAUCAGAUUUCGCUAUCUUUGUUCCAACCAUCAAUAAGUGCUUGUUACGCAACCGUAUACCUCACCCAAAGUACGAAAAUUUGAUUUCCAAAUUGCUCAAUGGCGAACGCCUACCACAGGAGACAGGUAGCUCCAAAGCACCAGAGUUUUCUGCCCCCGCAGAAGCGACCAAGAUGACGGUCAACCAGCAACAUCUCAAACAGGCAUGGGAUACUUCUCAGAUUUCAACAAAGGAAGAUUGGACCGAGUGGAUGCAUCGUCUCGGUGUCGAAUUUAUGAAGGAAUCACCUUCUCAUGCUCUAAGGGCGUGUAUGAGUCUGGUGGACAUACAUCCGCCGCUUGCGAAAGAGCUUUUCAAUGCAGCAUUCUUGUCUUGUUGGGGGGAACUUUACGAUCAAUAUCAGGAGGAUCUUGUCCGUUCUAUCGAAUUCGCCAUUACCUCUUCUACAGCACCUCAAGAUCUCAUCCAUCGUCUGCUCAAUUUGGCGGAAUUUAUGGAGCAUGAAGAGAAACCUCUACCCAUUGAACAUCGAACGCUAGGAGAAUACGCUAUGAAAUACAUGGCUUACGCAAAGGCACUGCAUUAUAAGGAAUUGGAAUACUUCUCUGAAUCAUCACCAGCCGUGAUUGAGGCGCUUAUCUCUAUUAAUACCAGGCUUCAGCAGCAUGACGCUGCGUGGGGAACUCUGCUUACCGCCCGUGAGCAAUACGAUGUGACCAAACAUGAGGAAUGGUACGAAAGACUGGGACGCUGGCAGGAAGCGCUUGUUGCCUACGACAAGAAGGCUGAAGUUGACCCGGGGGCUCCUGACAUUCAGAUUGGACGUAUGAAGUGCUUACACGCUCUAGGAGAAUGGGAUAUGUUGGCUCAACAGGUCGAGGAAAAUUGGUCUAACGCCAAUCAUGAGGAUCGUCGAGAGAUUGCCCCAAUGGCUGCUGCUGCUGCUUGGUCCUUGAACGAAUGGGAUUCCAUGGAUGACUACAUUACGACAAUGAAAAUGGAUUCUCCGGACCGUGCAUUCUACCGUGCCAUUCUUUCCGUGCAUCAAAACCAGUUUCCAAAAGCCCUAAGCCAUAUCGCUAAAGCCAGGGACCUGCUAGACCCUGAACUAAGCUCAUUUGUUGGAGAGGGUUAUGGACGUUCAUACAACGUAAUGGUUCGCGCGCAAAUGCUUUCGGAGUUGGAAGAAAUCAUCGCGUUCAAACAGUAUGCUGAUCAACCCGAGCGACAACAAUCCAUGAGGAAGACUUGGAUGAAGCGUCUUCAGGGCUGCCAACCCGAUGUAGAGGUUUGGCAACGAAUCCUUCAAGUUCGAACACUCGUUCUUAACCCAGAAGAUGACCCAAUAAUGUGGAUCAAAUUCGCAAACUUGUGCCGAAAAAAUGAACGAAUGGCUUUAGCGGAAAAGACCAUCAAUUCCUUACUUAGUCCAGAAAGGGUGCGCACAUUACUUAAUCCACACUUACACAACCAUCACCGUACACAGGCACCUCCCAAUGUGGUCUACGCGCAGUUGAAGUAUAUGUGGUCAACAGGAGCCAAAGAGGAGAGCCUUAGUUUUCUUCGCAAAUUUUCAACGAAGAUGGUGAGCGACCUGCAGCAAGAAUCAAAUGAAAAUACGCAUCGGUCUGGAGUUUCAAAACAAAAGCUAGCGGAGCUGUCGAAGUUAAUCGCUCGAUGUUACUUCAAACAAGGUCAAUGGCAGGUUGAACUCAAAGAAGACUGGAACGCGCGAAAUGUUGAUGAUAUCUUACAUUCGUAUUUCCUCGCAACACACUAUGACCCACUUUGGUAUAAAGCGUGGCACACUUGGGCACUGGAGAAUUUCGAGGUCAUUGGUCACAUGGAAAGCCAGAGUGAAAAUCGACCUAACGAUUUGCCUGGAGACCAUCUCGCAGCUCACGUUGUUCAGGCAGUCGAAGGUUUCUUCCGCUCUAUAUCUCUUCGAAAUGAAGAUGCACUACAAGAUACUCUUCGAUUGUUGACUUUGUGGUUUAAAUUUGGAGCGCACGACGAAGUAAGCCAUGCGAUGGGCAACGGUUUCUCCUCUGUAGAGGUAGAUACGUGGCUGGAAGUCAUCCCUCAGAUCAUUGCAAGAAUUCAGACACCCCACGCAAAUAUCAGACGGAACAUCAAUAACCUUUUAACUGACGUCGGCAAGCAUCACCCACAGGCGUUAAUCUAUCCCUUGACAGUCGCAUCCAAGUCCUCCAGCGUGUCGCGCCGAAAUGCAGCGGUUGCCAUCAUGGAGCGCAUGAGAGAACACAGCCCGACCAUCGUUUCCCAGGCAAUGGUCGUCAGUCGAGAAUUGAUUCGCGUAGCAAUCCUUUGGCACGAACUUUGGCAUGAAGGGCUAGAGGAAGCAUCGAGGCUAUACUUCACAGAAAAGAACCCCGAGGGCAUGAUAUCAACAUUAGAACCACUGCACGAGAUGCUAGAAGCCGGGCCAACGACAGCUCGGGAGACCUCUUUUGCCCAAGUAUUUGGCCGAGAAUUACACGAAGCACGUGAAGCCUGUCGACGAUAUCGCAUCUAUGCGGAUACAAGCGAGCUUGACAAGGCAUGGGAUAUUUAUUAUGGCGUGUUUAAGAAGGUUGAAAAGCAAUUACCGCAACUCACAACUUUAGACCUUCAAUAUGUUUCACCUAGUUUGCUGAAGGCCCGCAACCUUGACCUUGCUGUCCCUGGAACCUAUCAAAGUGGCCGGCCAAUCAUCAGGAUUACAAGCUUCGCCACCAAACUCACUGUCAUUGCGUCAAAACAACGCCCUCGUCGCCUCUCGUUAAAGGGCAGUGAUGGUAGAGACUACCAGUACGUAUUGAAAGGUCAUGAGGAUCUCCGCCAGGACGAGAGGGUAAUGCAACUCUUCAGCCUUGUCAACACUUUGCUCUCCGUGGAUACCAACAGCUUCAAACGCCGACUGCAUAUACAAAGAUACCCCGUUAUCCCGCUAGCCCCCAACGCCGGUCUAUUAGGCUGGGUACAAGACAGUGAUACCCUCCAUGUUCUUAUCAGAGAUUAUCGUGAUUCUAGGAAGGUUCUCCUCAACAUUGAGUACCGCAAGAAGCCCUCCACUCAAAUGGCGCCAGACUACGAGAUUCUUACCCUUCUUCAAAAGGUAGAGGUCUUUGAAUAUGUACUGGAAAACACGACGGGACAAGACUUAUACCGAGUAUUGUGGCUGAAGAGCGUCAAUUCCGAGCAUUGGCUAGAGAGGCGGGCAACAUACACACGGUCUCUUGCCGUGAACAGCAUGGUGGGACAUAUACUUGGUUUGGGAGAUCGCCAUCCUUCAAAUUUAUUGCUCGAACGAAGCACCGGGAAGGUCGUCCACAUCGACUUCGGAGAUUGUUUCGAGGUUGCCAUGCAUCGCGAAAAGUUCCCCGAGAAAGUUCCUUUCCGACUGACGAGAAUGCUGACACAUGCUAUGGAAGUUAGCGGGAUAGAAGGUAGUUUUAGAAACACGUGCGAAAUAACCAUGCAAGUCCUUCGAGACAACAAAGAAUCACUCAUGGCGGUCUUGGAAGCCUUUGUGUAUGAUCCUCUCAUCAACUGGAGGUUAAUGCAAGCCGACGUAGAAGUCCGACGAAACGAAGGUGACCCCUACCCGUCUUAGCGUGCCGCUGAGUUGGCAAGAGUAGCCGCACACCCUCAAGCGCCGACACGAAAAUUGAAGGCGGAUGAGAACGACAUUUUCAAUGGUACAUCGUCUUCCAUUGGUGAAAAUGAGGGUCAGGCCGGCGCGCAGGAAGUCAGAAACGAACGAGCGCUAUUUGUUUACAACCGAGUUCAACAUAAGCUUACCGGGCGUGAUUUCAAUCCGGAGGUUUCCCUGAGCAUACCCGCGCAGGUCGAAAAAUUAAUUGAGCAAUCAACUGCCCUAGAAAACCUAUGCCAAUGUUUUUCUGGAUGGUGCGCAUUCUGGUAG
Molecule: messenger RNA, 7110 nt
Organism: Laccaria bicolor S238N-H82
Lineage: Eukaryota; Fungi; Basidiomycota; Agaricomycetes; Agaricales; Hydnangiaceae
Source: the annotation of a RefSeq genome assembly